Messenger RNA from Geodia barretti, 1225 nucleotides. Lineage: Eukaryota; Metazoa; Porifera; Demospongiae; Tetractinellida; Geodiidae. The record is from the annotation of a GenBank genome assembly.
GCAUAAAAAGUCGCCAGCAAAAUCGCUGCAGAGCAGUUCCAGCGUUCCAGUUCAGUGCUGCUUAUGUGACACAGUGACAAUUUCUUACUGCUACUGCCUUGGCUAAAACAUGGGAACUCUCUGGCAUAAUGUGGUUGCAGUUCUGGUAGCUGCACUGCUUCAGAGUGUGGCCGUCACUGGAAACUUUCAACUGGAGGUGCAGGUUGUACGUGUCCGUGACUCUGUUGAUGACUGUGGAUGGUGGCCUGAGGUGUGCGACCUGUACAUCGAUGAGAUGUGUCUGGACCCCCAGUUUGAGGAGCCAGGCUCCGAGGAGGAGGAUCAAGAUUGCUCUUUGAUAGAGUAUGAAAAUAAUCUGGAUCUAGAAAGUGGGCUUCCUAAGACUAGAACACUAUCUGUGACAAACCAGCCUUGGCCUGUCGACUUUCACCUGCGUAUUGAAGUCAUGGACAUUGAUACUUUCAACAAUGAUGACCACAUUGAGGACGUGGUGGUUUCGGAGUCCCUCAACACCAGUUCAGAGUUCAGUGAAGAGAUGGACUACAGAAACACUCCUAAUGGGAGGAUUACUCUGAGCAUGAGGUUCAGAGUCCGGUGUAGUGGCGAGUAUGAGGGUCCCCACUGUGACUGUCUCCCUCACAACGAUGGUCACUACAGCUGUCGGGAAGACGGAGGGAUCUCCUGUCUCCCUGGAUACACCAACACCUCCAACCUCUGCAGACAACAAGACUACUGCGUAGGUGAGGUGUGUCCCUCCGAAGAAACAUGUGUCAGCAACCCCACCUCUUACACCUGUGAGCCACCACCUACUUCCCCUGCCACUGUCUCCCCUACCACUUCCCCCACCAUCACUGUCUCCAGAGAUAACUGCAACUGUGCAACUGGCAUGAAAUGCAUUGAGGAAGAUGGUGGCUACAGGUGUGUGUGUCCGGAAGGAGAGAACUGCUCAACCCCGGGACCCUCUACAGCUGCUCCUCGUCAACAGAGUGGAGAGACUUCGUCCAGCAUGCCUCCUGCUGUCAUUGGUGCAAUAGUAGCUGGUCUCCUGGUGGCACUACUGCUCUGUGCAGUGGUGGUGAUAGCUGUCGUUGUCUGUAUACUAAUGAGAAAGAGAAGGUGGUCGAAAUUGGCCCCCAAGACCAAUGGCAGAGGAAGACGUGGUCCCACAUAAAAUCCAUCCCACGCUGGCUGGCAGCCAACGUGUGUGGUGAGCAACCCACGUACG